AUGUGUGUAGAAAACCAGACAUCACCAACAGAACUGGUCCUUCUAGGAUUUGGACAACUCCACCUGGUCAAGCCUGUGAUUCUCUCAAUGGUUCUUCUAAUCUAUUUGAUCAUUCUGGCUGGAAACUUUUUAAUAAUUAUCUUGAUUACCACAAGCCCAAGGCUCAGCUCCCCUAUGUACUUUUUCCUCUGCAACCUUUCUUCUUGUGAAAUUAUUUUCACUGCCAACAUCAUGCCUAAUAUGAUCUACGUCAUGUGGAGCGAUGGUGGGAUAAUCUCCUUGAGUGGUUGUAUCACCCAAUUUUAUGUUUACUCAUCAUCUGGGAGCGCAGAGUGCCUUCUUCUUACUGUAAUGGCGUUUGAUCGGUACAUAGCCAUCUACAACCCCUUGAGGUACUCUUCAGUCAUGAAUUUCAAAACCUGUUGUCAUCUGGUGGUCUGGGCUUGGCUUUCUGGCUUCAUAGGCAUGUUUAUAAUAAUCAUAACAAUAUCCAAUCUACAGUUCUGUGGAUCAGAUAUAGUGGAUCAUUUCUUUUGUGACUUAGAACCUAUUUUACAUUUGUCUCCAUCUGACACCUCACUAGUGGAAAUUGAAGUUUUGGUAUACGCCAUGGUGAUGGGCCUUCUCCCCUUUCUGCUCAUCAUCUUAAGUUAUGUGGUCAUAUUUUGUACCAUUUUUAGGAUACCUUCAAAUAUUGGAAGAUAUAAGGCUUUUUCCACUUGUAGCUCCCAUCUGGCCUCUGUCUGUAUGUACUUUGGGACAAUACUCAUCCUCUACUUGGUUCCUUCCCGACAACGUUCAUUGGAAAUCAACAAAAUCCUUUCACUUUGCUACACUGUGCUAACUCCCUUGCUCAAUCCUAUAAUAUACAGCCUAAGGAACCAAGAAAUGCGAGCCUGUUUAGAAUCGGUCAUCUACUUUAUCUUUCCAGUCAGUAAUAAACAAUGUACAAAAACCCAAUGA
This is a messenger RNA of Bufo bufo (common toad), 963 nucleotides long. Its product is annotated as olfactory receptor 10A7-like. The coding region runs from base 1 to 963 and encodes 320 amino acids. NCBI's taxonomy places the organism in Eukaryota, Metazoa, Chordata, Amphibia, Anura, Bufonidae. Gene Ontology annotation, cellular component: membrane. The transcript has a single exon. Gene Ontology annotation, molecular function: G protein-coupled receptor activity; olfactory receptor activity. Gene Ontology annotation, biological process: G protein-coupled receptor signaling pathway. The record is from RefSeq and is a predicted model, not a curated record.